This is a messenger RNA of Corythoichthys intestinalis (scribbled pipefish), 6333 nucleotides long. It is a transcript of the gene sema6a, whose product is annotated as sema domain, transmembrane domain (TM), and cytoplasmic domain, (semaphorin) 6A. Bases 436 to 3501 code for a protein of 1021 amino acids. Gene Ontology annotation, cellular component: plasma membrane. Gene Ontology annotation, molecular function: chemorepellent activity; semaphorin receptor binding. Gene Ontology annotation, biological process: neural crest cell migration; positive regulation of neuron migration; axon guidance. The transcript has 20 exons. Lineage: Eukaryota; Metazoa; Chordata; Actinopteri; Syngnathiformes; Syngnathidae. The record is from RefSeq and is a predicted model, not a curated record.
GGCUCGCCUGCGCUCCAGCUCCAGUCUGCUAAGAAGCUUCAUCCCCAAAUAGGAUGACCGUCGGCGGCUGUCGUGGACGAGCCUGCAUGCGCGCACCUCCGUGACCGUCGCCACAACCGGGACUCCCACUUUACUAUACCACUGGGACACUUUUAGAACGCCUUCAACACACCUGCGUGUUUUUUCCUUUCUUUCACGUACUCUAGCGUGGAUUUCGACGUGGAUAUUUGAGCGCCGCGCACUCAUACGCACACACACAAAAAGAAGAGACGCGCAAGAGCAAAGUAGCGCUCGUAUUGUUCGUUGCGUUAAGAACCACAUUUUAUGGAUUACUAAUAGACAAGACCGUAUUACAGAGCUGACAAUUCAUGAGCUGAAGGCCGAGAUACAUCCGCAUCAAAGGACCGGCAGUGGCAGCUGCAGAGUGGCGCGACCAUGAGGUCGGGGGCCUUCCUCCUCUGCUUCGCGCUACUGCACGUAGCUGGGGCGGCCUUCCCCGAAGACAGCGAACCUAUAAGCAUCUCACAUGGCAAUUACACAAAGCAGUACCCGGCCUUUGUGGGCCACAAACCCGGCAGGAACAACACGCAGCGGCACAAACUGGACAUUCAGCUCAUCAUGAUCAUGAACAAGACUUUAUUCAUUGCUGCCAGGGAUCACAUAUACACAGUUGACACCGACACCGCCACAAAUGACGAGAUCUUUUUCAGUAAGAAAAUGACAUGGAAGUCCAGGCAGGCUGACGUGGACACAUGCAGAAUGAAAGGAAAGCAUAAGGAUGAGUGUCACAAUUUCAUCAAAGUCCUCCUGCAGCAAAACGAAGACAACCUGUUUGUUUGCGGGACAAACGCUUUCAACCCAUCGUGUCGAACAUACAGGAUGGACUCCCUGGAAGCUCUCGGAGAGGAAAUCAGUGGAAUGGCUCGAUGCCCUUACGAUGCCAAGCAUGCCAAUGUUGCUCUUUUUGCUGACGGCAAGCUCUACUCAGCCACUGUCACAGACUUUCUGGCCAUCGAUGCAGUCAUCUAUCGUAGCCUCGGAGACAGCCCUACACUGCGUACGGUUAAGCAUGACUCCAAAUGGCUAAAAGAGCCCUACUUUGUGCAGGCAGUCAAUUAUGGGGACUUCAUCUAUUUCUUCUUCAGGGAAAUUGCUAUGGAGUACAACACAAUGGGAAAGGUGGUGUUUCCUCGGGUGGCGAGGGUUUGCAAGAAUGACAGAGGCGGCUCACCUCGCGUUCUAGAGAAGCAAUGGACGUCGUUCCUCAAGUCCCGCUUGAACUGCUCCAUCCCUGGGGACUCCCAUUUUUACUUCAACAUCCUGCAGGCUGUGACGGACGUAAUUCACAUUAACGGGAAGGAUGUCGUGAUGGCCACAUUCUCCACACCGUACAACAGCAUUCCAGGCUCGGCCGUGUGUGCCUAUGACAUGGCGGAGGUGGCCAACGCGUUCACCGGGCGUUUCAAAGAGCAAAAAUCCCCAGACUCCACCUGGACGCCUUUUCCUGAGGAGAGGGUUCCAAAGCCAAGGCCUGGCACCUGUGCCGGCAGUCCAUCGAUGGAGAGGUACAAAGUCUCCAAUGAGUUCCCCGACGACACACUCAACUUCAUCAAGAUGCAUCCCCUAAUGGAUGAAGCAGUGCCUUCCAUUGCCAACCGGCCCUGGUUCCUCAAGACCAUGGUUCGCUAUCGCCUGACACGCAUUGUGGUGGACAGUGAGGCGGGCCCUUAUAAGAACAACACUGUGGUCUUCUUGGGAUCUGAGAAAGGCAUUAUCCUCAAGUUCCUUGCUAAGAUGAACAAAGGCUUCCUAAACGACAGCUUGUUCCUGGAGGAAGUCAAUGUCUACAAUCCUGACAAAUGUAGUAUAGAUGGUGUGGAGGACAAACGCAUCGUCAGCAUGCAGAUCGACGCCAAGAGUCAUGCCCUGUGGGUAGCUUUCACCUCCUGUGUGGUUAAAGUACCUCUGUCUCGCUGUGAAAGACACGGGAGAUGCAAGAAGUCCUGUAUCGCCUCUAGGGAUCCGUAUUGUGGCUGGGUGUCAGAAGGAGCGUGCAGACAAGUGAUUGACACCAAAUCCGCCUUUGAGCAGGACGUGGAGCAUGGUAACACAGAUGGCCUGGGAGACUGCCAAAAUACCUUCGUGGCUUUGAAUGACGUUCCUUCCAGUUAUAAAGGCCACCAUCACCGCCGUCACCACCACACCCUCUCACUCCCCACACCGGUCCUUCCCAAGGCCGCCGAGGGCCCCCUGGGGCGCGGCCGCAUGGUGGAGCGCAAGGAUGCCCCCAUGAGCUCAGACACAGGGGAGGAGCCCUACAUGGCUGUACCCUCUCAGACUCAGCCCGAAGCCGAUGGUGUGAUCCGUGAGAGCUACCAGAAGGGUCGCGACCAGCUGGUUCCGGUCACUAUGUUAGCCAUCGCCGUCAUCCUUGCGUUUGCAAUGGGCGCCAUCUUUUCCGGUAUCAUUGUCUAUUGCGUAUGUGACCACCGGCGUCGAGACUUGGAUCUGCCCGGCCGCAAGGACAAGGACAACCACCACCUCCACUCGCGCCGAGGUUCAAUGAACAGCGUGACGAAACUGACAGGUCUGUUUGAGACGCAGGCCAAAGACGGCCGACCUGAGGCUAUACUCACACCUUUGAUGCACAACGGGCGACUGACACCCAACGGCAAGAUGCUCAUCAAAGCCGAUCAGCACCACCUAGACCUCACCGCCCUACCGACGCCCGAAUCCACCCCCAUGCAGCCACGCCGCAAGCCCAGUCGAGGAAGCCGCGAGUGGGAACGUAACCAAAACCUCAUCAAUGCUUGCACCAAGGACAUGCCCCCCAUAGGGUCCCCUGUCAUCUCAGACUUGCCCCUGAGGGCAUCCCCAGGACACAUUCCCAGCGUGGUGGUGUUGCCUCUGCCCCAGCACCAGCACCAACUACCUCCUCACCUGCAACAAUCCUUCCAGCACGAGUACGUGGAACAGCCUCACCCCAGCGACUUCAACAUGGGCCUCAUGGAUGACCAGGGCGCCACUCUGGAGUACAAGACGGUCAAGAACCCACACCAUAACCUUUCCAUGGUGGACCCAGAUGGUAUGCUUCCGCCCCGCGUACCCCAACGAGAGGCUUCACUCACCAUCCCGCCAGCGGUCCCGCAGAUGGGAAAACGUCUAGAGGUCCACUCGUCCGUUUACGGACUCCGGAAAGGCUCGUCGUCCUCUGCCUCGGGCUCGUCGGGCCUGAAGAAGCACAACACCAACUCAUCCAACUCCUCCCAUUUGUCGAGGCACCAGAGCUUCAACCAUGUGGAAACGCCGCCUCCCGCACCUCAGCGGGUGGACUCCAUACAAAUGACAACGCAGGGCAUAUCUCUAUCACGGCAGUCUGGCAUGGGUGCCUAUGGCUCACUCCCCCGCGGUGGCAUCAAACACCUUAAGCCCGACGUCCCUCCCAAACCGUCCAUUGUGUCACUCUCCACAAAGAUGAAGUCCAGCGACGGCUGUACAUAGUCUGAUGGGGGUCCUAGCAUGAGUGAACGCUUCCGAAAGAGAGACAUGAGCACGGACUUCGUGAUCAGUUCUUUGUGUGUACAGUACUGUUGGUUAAGGAACAGUUUUUUUUAAGGAAACAUUUUCUUUUAUACAAAUAUGUAAAUAACGUCCGAGCAGAGGGAACACUUGCUACUGAGACAAAAGGAGACCCCUCUGAUUUGAUCUGUGUAGCAUGGAGAGGUAGGGGGGCUCUGUUUAUCUCCACAAGGACAGCAUGGAUUCAGGUGGACAAGGAACAAGUGGGUGGGUUUUUGGGGUUUACAGUACCUUGAAGGCCGUUGGACUCAGAGACUGAAAAGACUAGUCUAGCUGCCUGUUGGAAUACUGUGAAAAGCCUCAAAAGUGUUAUCACAAUCAAGUCGACGCCUGGACGGUCCUGGGCCAGAAAAGUCCUUGCGUUUCACUGAACAACACUUGACUGUUAAUACUAAUAGCUUCUUGUAUUUAUUUUUGAUGAAGUGCUUUUGAAGAGAAACAAAAAAGACUUUUUAGGCUCAACAAAGGCAGAGGACAGAGAGAUCUUUUUAAUAUGAAUUAAUCAAGUGUGAUUUGAAAAAAACAACAGAUAUUUAAAGUCAUUAAACUGGAGCCAGUAGAUUUUUUUCUUAAUGACUUACGGUGAAGAUAUUUAUUUACAGUGUGCCACAAAGGACUUUUACUGACACAAACCAUCCUAAAUCCUCUUUUCACUCCUCCAAUCAGCACUGUUUUUUUGUGUGUGAGUCAGUAACGUUGCUCCUGAUUGGCCAAGUGAUACAAAGAAACAACAUUACCAAUGAGCACGAAAAACACGUGCUUCUCUUUUUGAACCCUUACCCAAAUGUAAAUUUGUGCCUUACACUCUAAAGUAGUGACAGUUUUUUUCUUUGAUUGCUGUUAACUUGUAGUGUUUUUUUUUUCUUACAUCAUGAUGUUUCCCUGAUUUGAUAUGGAUUUGAAGAAUGUAGGUGUUAAUGUUGUAAUUCUGAUCCCCUACACAUGUACACACCUGCAGACACGCAUACAAACAUUAACACACACAUUUCUGUUGUCAACUGUGCCAUGGAAGAGUUUUUCUGUUGUGUGUCCACAGAGACAUUGUUAUCAAGUGUUUUUUUUAUUUUUUUUAUUUUUUAAUUUCCAGGUUUGUUUGUACUUUUUGUGGUCGAAGAAUUACGGCAGCAUGACCGGUUGACUGAAACUUAAUUUGCUACGCAAGUAGGCCGCUAGCGGCAAGCAUAGUGUUAGCAACCUGGGCUAACCUGGAAAAGACACCGAAAGAAAACUUGGAUUCUCACAUUGUAUUAAACAGUAAACAGGCUGGUUCCUGUUGGGAUAUGAUUUAAAAAAAAAAUACUACGAAAAACAAAACAAAAAAAAAAAACUAAUAAUUAGCCCCUUUUUGUAAGACAAGUUUGUAGUGGACCGUGAACUAAUGUGACUUUUCGUUUUUGAGGACACUCACUCCCCCAACACUAAAAUCAACAAAGCACUCCUUUGGUGUUGUUUGUGUAGAUAAGUGAACGUUUUAUUAGCCCUCCUCCCCCAUUCCAAUGGAGGAAAUUCAGUUUUCUCAAAUCAUGGCUCUUUUCGAGAGAAACGAGACUUGCAAUCAGUCAUGCUACAUUCAGGCUCGUGGAAAUAAAAAAAACAUACAGAUGCGAUACAAACCCAUUUUCAGUAAGAUUCGGCAGUAAAAUGAUAGAUAAAUAUAUACAGUAUGUCUAUAUAUAUUUGCCUAUAUAUACUGUAUAUGUAUAUACGCUAGUAUAUAUAUUCAUAUACACACACAGUGGGUAUCUCAAGAUACGAAAUUAAUUAGUUCCAUGCAAAUUGAAACGUCAUCAACAAUAGGCCAAUAGGAGAGCAGAAUCAGCAUGAUUGGAAAGAUCCUGACUAAUAGAGCAGCAGGUCUAUGUUACUUGGCAUUAGAUUUGCGAAAAGUCCCAGAUAGCGCAGGACAUCCAGAAAUUUAGGAAGUUCUUAUUGGUACCGACAGCGGCAGUACCAGUCAGAACUUUCCAGAAAAUUCCAGGUUGCCCCACCCAAUCCGGGAUUGUCGGCAACCCUAAUUGGCGCGAGGGGAUAGAUUCUGACCAACAGGGCAGCAGGAUCUUAUGGGGCGACUUCAAAAAUUUCCUGCAAACGGGAAUUGCAUAGUAAGUAAAUUUUCCGUAAUAUGACACGAAAUAGCUUCAAAAAACUUUUCGGAAAAUGAUUUGUGUGCUGAAGCGUUUUUAUCUCCAGGUACCACUGUAUACAGUAUAUACAGUCAAACUAAUUAUGCAUUACUUUCCAAUAUUUCAGUCCAUGGUCUUAAUUUUCCCGAGGGUUCCUGAAUGCAGUAUGCUCCAGCAUUGCAGGGUCCUUUGCCCACUUGACGCAAACAAAAAAAUGUUAAAUGUUAAUAGAGGUCACAAGGUAAAUGUGACAACUACAGUCUGUUCUACUGUGCACAUUCUGUGUAAAUGGUUGAAUCUAGUUUACAAUCCAAUUGCAAGCGAGGGUGCGGGGGCUAGUGAGGUUUUCUGGCGUGUGUGUGCGUGUGUGCCUUGAUGUCUCUCACCAUCCUUCCAUCACACAUGACGCCACGUGCGAAGCGAUCGGACAACAACAUGACCUUUGUGAGCUUGUAAAAUAUUGUGACGUCACACGUUUUUUGCCCUGUUCCAUACACUUCCUUAACAUCUGAUUCACAGCUUAAUGUUUGUUGUAAAGGAAUAAAACACUUUAAUUUAAUGCAAAAUGUAAUUUCAAAAGAAGAAAAAAAAGAAAUAAAUUCUUGUCAUGAAAGCUUGACUUUUUUUCUCC